This is a messenger RNA of Aspergillus melleus, 1290 nucleotides long. RefSeq lists its product as uncharacterized. The transcript has 5 exons. The record is from RefSeq and is a predicted model, not a curated record. The coding region runs from base 1 to 1290 and encodes 429 amino acids. NCBI's taxonomy places the organism in Eukaryota, Fungi, Ascomycota, Eurotiomycetes, Eurotiales, Aspergillaceae.
AUGAGCUCCGACACCCCCAUCCCCAUCCCCUCGGGCUACUCUCCUCCCUUCGAAGUCGUCGAUGACCUCCACCAUGGCGCUUGGGUGAUCAUCGCGACGGCGUUGGGCCUGGUUAUUGCGCUCGUCUCGUUCCUGAUUCGCGUGUAUGUGCGCGUCGCGUUGAAUCCGCCGUUCGCGGUGGAUGAUGGGGUCUUGUUGGGUGCUACGGUCGUGGCUGUCAUUCAAUCCACGCUUCUCUUCCUCGCCGUCUCAAAAGGCUUCGGUACCGCGAUGGAUUUGCUAUCUGUUGCGGAGGUGAAUGUGGUUCAAAAGCUCAUCACCACAUCCGACAUCCUCUACCUCAUCACCAUCUACAUCACCAAGGCCUGCGUCGUGGGAAUCCAUCUACGUUUGACGCCGCAGAAGCGACAUAAUCAACUAGCCUGGGCUACGUUGGGCCUGUGCACGGCGUGGAUCGUGACGGCGUUGUUCCUGGUGACUGUGAAUUGCGAGUUGAAUAAACCGUGGAAGGGGACGGGGGCGGAGUGUGUUAACCUGCUCCCACGAUGGCAAUUCAUCGUCUCCAUCGACAUCUUCACCGAAGUACUUCUCUUCGGCCUCGCAGUCACCUUACUAGCCGGGUUAUUCAUGCCCUUGAAACGCAAGAUAGCGAUCGGGUGUGCCUUUAUGUUUCGAUUACCGUUAAUAAUCCCAUGUACAUUCCACCUCAUAACGCUAACCCAAAACCUGCAUUCCUACGACGCCACCCUCGCCUCCGUGUCCCCGAUCAUCUGGGCCCAGGUCGAACUGGACUAUUCGCUGGUCGCGUGCAGCGUGUUUUGUCUGCGGCCGUUCAUGGCGGCUGUGAGUACGAAUUAUGGGACUGCGGGGGAUGAGAUACUGGAGAGUGGGAAUGCGAGUGAACAGAGUCGGGAGCAGCGGACGAGGGUUCAUGGGUAUAACCAUACACAUGGGAAUGGGGAGCCAGGGCAGGAGGGGGGUCAUGAGACAGGGAGUAAGAGUAAGGAUGCGGGUGGGAUAGGGAAAGAGGGAUCUGAAGGGGGAACAAUGGGUCGUGUUAUGUCAGAGGAAGGGGGAAUAAUGAGAUGGUUUUCGAGAGGGAAGAGGAGGACUUCCGGAGAGGAGGGGAUUGAAAUGGAACGAGAGACCGGGGAGGGUCAUGAUGGGAGGAAGAUGGUGAUUCGGAAAGACGUGCAGUAUUCGGUGGAGUUCAAGAACAACAGUCGAGCGGAUGAGGACGUGCCGAAUGAGAUGGAGUACUGGGAUCGAUAUUUGGAUCCGAGGCCGUGA